AUGACGGCUGGCCGGUACGCCAUGGCAUUGGGGGGAGGGGGGCGUCCCAUGCUCCGCCCGUUUGUGUCCGCGCGAGGAGCUCACCCCCAAAGAACUCCUCGGGCGUCCUGCGGGCCCAGGCCGGAGGCGGCAGGCCCCAGCGCGGGGGCCGACAGGAAGGGGUCGAUUCGGAUCUCCGGGGCCGACAACGCGCCUGGCGCCGGCGGGGGACGCGGGAGGGCAGCAGCUCACGGACGAGGAGGCCCCCGCGGCGUGGGGGGCCUCGAGGCCGGCGCGGGCGGCGGGAGGGGGGACUCGCCGUACCAGGGCUAUGAGGUGCAGCGUCUGGCGAGGUUGGUGGACCACGCGCUGCCCUUCUCCCUGCUCCUCCUCGGCGUCUUCAUCCGCCAGCACCUGCAAGGUUUCUUCGUAAUGAUUUGGAUUACCUCAGUCAUGUUCAACUCCAAUGAUAUCUUGCGCAAGCAGACCGCUCUUAAGGCUACAAGGUUGCGGGAGCGACCCUGCCAUUGUCAUGACGGCUGCUCCUUCUGGCUGGAUCGAGGCAUGAAGACCUGUGGGAUCCCCUCCUUCGGCAGGACCUCCUCAUCUGGUGAGAUUCCCUCCCCAUGCCCGAUGCCUCAAACCUCCUGA
Messenger RNA from Triticum turgidum subsp. durum (durum wheat), 630 nucleotides. The record is from the annotation of a GenBank genome assembly. Lineage: Eukaryota; Viridiplantae; Streptophyta; Magnoliopsida; Poales; Poaceae.